AUGAUCACAGUUAACAUUCCGUCGGCGACAGAGCAGGAAGGACACUAUUUUUACAACAUUGAGGUUUCAAUAGGCGACAAAGGCAGUGCAGAGGUGUAUCGCGUGAGUCGAAGAUAUAGCGACUUUGAGCAUUUACGGCAAGCACUUGAAGUACAGACGAAAAGAGCCGUUCCAUACAGCUUGCCAUCUAAACUAGCAAGCCUAGUUAAGACUAGUGGAGCAAUUGUGAGCGAGCGAAGGCAGGGGUUGGCACUUUUCGUUGAUAGACUGUUGAACGAUCCGCAGUACCGGAGGAGUUCGACCGUUUUGGCGUUUUUCAAUCUUCCUCAAGGUGUUUUUUUGGAGCUGGAUUACGAUGACAUGGAAAAGAGAAGAAAUAGCGUUGGGGAGAUCGAGAGCCCAACACAGUGGCUUCAAGUGUUGCGAGAUGUGAAUGUACAGUUGGAGCAUGUUCGCCAGGAUGUGAGUGAAGGUGAAAGUGUGCUUAAGAGCAAGCUGAAGUUGAAGAGAUGCCGUGCGAAGCUUGAAACUCUUGGCAAGUACAAUCUAGGAAGUUCUAGCGGUCUGGGGGCCGGAGAAAUGGCAAAAAGAAGAAAAUUGUUGCAGUCUGCCCUGCGGUGUUGCGAGGAAUUGGACAGGUUAGUUUCCGAUUCGUCAUUUUUGGCAGGUGCAAGCAGUUUUGCAAGCAGUUCGACUGCAGACGAGAAGCUUGAUGCUUCAAAACGCCAGUUGUGGGGUUCGAACCGCGGCCGGGUGAUUGGCAAGGCCAGAGAAACGGAUGUAACACGAGGAUUGAACAACCAGGAAUUGCUACAAACGCAGGAACAGCUCAUGCAGAGGCAGGAUGAGCGACUCGAGCAUAUUCGGGAGAUACUACAGCGGCAAAAGCAGCUUGGAGUGGCGAUAAACGAGGAGUUGGAUGUUCAGGAUGAGAUACUUAAGGAUUUCAACCAGCAGGUGGAUCGGAGUGCUGCAAAAAUGCAUCAUGCGAAGAAACGGCUUGGAAAUAUACUGUAG
Molecule: messenger RNA, 1017 nt
Organism: Brettanomyces bruxellensis
Lineage: Eukaryota; Fungi; Ascomycota; Pichiomycetes; Pichiales; Pichiaceae
Exons: 1
Coding region: 1-1017 (338 amino acids)
Cellular component (GO): intracellular membrane-bounded organelle
Molecular function (GO): phosphatidylinositol binding
Source: RefSeq, a predicted model, not a curated record